GUAAACUCAUUUUCCCUCUUUUUUCCUAGCAGAAAAUCUUGAAUUUAGUCAAUUUUUGCUAAAAUUUAUUAUAUAUUAGUAUUAUCAAACACUACAUGUUAUCUAUAUUGCAAAAUCUAAGUAUAGCACGUUUGACAGUGGGAGACCGGAUUUUAAGAAAUACCUAGCAUCCUUAGGUAGUGCAGUUACACACAUAUCAGUACUCUCCACCGAACUCCGACGUUAGUCAGCAAUCGAUCAGUAGUAGUUUACAGUGCCAACCGAUUACAGUUAACUAAAAGCUAACAUGCAUUGGAUCCAUCGGUUCCUGUAUACGCCGUAGCCAGGCAUACGGCAUGUAGGUUACCGGCACAAUGGUAGGAACCAAAGUGUAGUUAUGAGUCAACUUGAUGAAGCAGGGGUAGAACCGCUUCGAAUUAUGAUAUAUGAAGAGGAUAGAGUCUCUCCAUUUACUUAACUUAUACUUAUAGUUGUCCCAAUCGCUAUUCCGAAUAGACACUUACCAAUAUGGCAUCUUCCGCCGACGAGAUCCGUGCCACGAUCGAGGCUUCAUUCACCGCGUUUCUUAAACGCCAAAAUGUCUCACCCGGUCAAGAGAAACAACCACCGUGGUCAAGUUAUAUAUUACCAGACACAUUGUGGUACGUGAAGCCGGACAGCUUCAUAGCGGAACACCCCUUCUUCAAGGGUGUGAAAACGAUCGCUGAGCACGAGGAGCAUGUGGCGCAAGAAGCUGGUGUGAUCGAGGAGUCGCGACACAAAAUCCUACACAGUGUCUAUGAUUCCUCUGCACGUAGGGCCAGUGCUAUCGUCGAGCAUUGGACGAAGCUUUUCGGCAAGGAACCCUCGGCUAUAGAGGUAUGCUGGUACGUCGACUUCACGGAAAAUGGAAAGAUGAUCUCGCGGGUAACUCAAUUCAUCGACACAGCGCUUGGUGCGAAGAUGGUUAAAGGCCUGGCUGAGGGAGGAUACGAUAUGGAUAAAGCGGACACUAAGAAGUAAUUGAGAUUUGCUCGGUCUCUAAUACCUGGUUCUGUCUCUGAGAUUGCCGAUAAUGAAAGCAAGCCCAUGUCUCACAGCCACUUAUAACCCCAACCAUCAAAAUCGCAAUAAAUCAUUUCAGAGGUCUUAUAAGCAUGAAGGGUCCUAGAUGCGUAGUAGUGGACUGAGUCCCUACAUAUACCGGAGUUUUUAAACGAAUCUAUGGCUAGUUUCUUGCGCGCUGCUCCUUGACUCGUCAAUUGGAACUUCAACGUCGGUAUCCAUUGGCCCGUAA
Hypoxylon trugodes is the source of this 1276-nucleotide messenger RNA. RefSeq lists its product as uncharacterized. Lineage: Eukaryota; Fungi; Ascomycota; Sordariomycetes; Xylariales; Hypoxylaceae. The transcript has a single exon. Bases 508 to 1002 code for a protein of 164 amino acids. The record is from RefSeq and is a predicted model, not a curated record.